CCGUUUCCAUUCGGAUGCACUUCAAUACUAGUGAUACCGCAGACAACAUGGAGAAUACACCUCAGCUUCCAGAUUUUAAAAGUUACUCUCGUACUUUGCCACUGGGUAGGUUAACCCCCAAGGUUUCGCUAACAGCACUGCUCACACUGCUCACGAGAGCUUCCCUCACGUGACUUCCUUACAACUCCGCGCGGAGGCACGCUGACGUCAAGACGUCAUGCGACGUCCAGACGUCAGCGAGUCGCCGAGCGUCUUGGGCGUCCUCCCGGGGCCGCUAGUUGGGCGGUGGUUCCCAGGUUAAGUCUCCCUCCCUGCUUCCGAAAGCGUGUUUAAAUUCUGUCUGUCAGCUCCUAGCGGGGGCGUCUUGGAGGAAACGGAGCCGGGGGUGAUGGCGCCGUCGCGUCUCGGGACACUCUCCUGACGAUUCUGUCGCGCGGGGGGAUGUGGACGCUUGCGGGUCAGGGCUGCUGGCGCAGACGCGCGCUCGCGGCUUGGGCCACUCGGGCGGCGCGUCGGGGGCUGCCCGGGCCUCGCCCUGCGCCGACCCGGGGAGCUGCAGCCGAGUCCAAGGCUCCGGACAGGAGGUACAGCUCCGCGGACCGCAAGGAAACAAUUGAUAUGUCUAGAUUCCCUGUUGAAAACACUAGAAAUUUCAGUAUCAUUGCACAUGUGGAUCAUGGCAAAAGUACUUUAGCCGACAGGCUCCUGGAACUAACAGGGGCAAUUGAUAAAACAAAAAAUAAUAAACAAGUUCUUGAUAAAUUGCAAGUGGAACGAGAAAGAGGAAUCACUGUUAAAGCACAGACAGCGUCUCUCUUCUAUGAUUAUGAAGGAAAGCAGUACCUUUUAAAUCUCAUCGAUACACCGGGCCACGUUGAUUUUAGUUAUGAAGUAUCCAGGUCACUCUCAGCUUGCCAGGGUGUUUUACUUGUGGUGGAUGCAAAUGAGGGUAUUCAAGCCCAAACUGUAGCAAACUUCUUUCUUGCUUUUGAAGCACAGCUAUCGGUAAUUCCAGUUAUAAACAAGAUAGAUCUGAAGAAUGCUGAUCCUGAAAGGGUUGAAAAACAAAUUGAAAAGGUGUUUGAUAUGCCAAGUGAUGAAUGUAUUAAGAUUUCUGCUAAACUUGGAACAAAUGUUGAAAAUGUUCUUCAGGCAGUCAUCAAAAGAAUACCCCCUCCUAAAGUGCAUCGCAAAAAUCCCUUGAGAGCUUUGGUAUUUGACUCAACCUUUGACCAGUAUAGGGGUGUGAUUGCCAAUGUAGCAUUAUUUGAUGGAGUGGUUUCCAAAGGAGAUAAAAUUGUAUCUGCACAUACUCAAAAGACAUAUGAAGUUAACGAAGUAGGAGUUCUGAAUCCUAAUGAGCAGCCAACUCACAAACUAUAUGCAGGACAGGUGGGCUAUCUGAUUGCUGGGAUGAAAGAUGUUACUGAAGCACAAAUAGGAGAUACAUUAUAUUUACAUAAGCGACCAGUGGAACCCUUGCCUGGGUUUAAAUCAGCGAAGCCAAUGGUAUUUGCAGGAAUGUACCCUGUAGACCAAUCUGAAUAUAAUAACCUGAAGAGUGCUGUAGAAAAACUGACUCUAAAUGAUUCCAGUGUGACAGUUCAUCGGGAUAGUAGCCUUGCCCUAGGUGCUGGCUGGAGGUUAGGAUUUCUUGGACUUUUGCAUAUGGAAGUUUUCAACCAGCGACUUGAGCAAGAAUAUAAUGCUUCUGUUAUUUUGACAACCCCUACUGUUCCAUAUAAAGCUGUUCUUUCAUCAGCUAAAUUGAUAAAGGAAUACAGAGAAAAGGAAAUUACAAUCAUCAAUCCUGCACAAUUCCCUGAUAAGUCAAAAGUAUCAGAAUAUUUGGAGCCGAUUGUUUUGGGCACCAUUAUCACACCAGAUGAAUAUACUGGAAAAAUAAUAAUGCUUUGCCAGGCUCGAAGAGCAGUUCAGAAGAAUAUGAUGUAUAUUGAUCAAAAUAGAAUAAUGCUUAAAUAUCUCUUCCCUUUGAAUGAAAUUGUGGUGGAUUUUUAUGAUUCUUUGAAAUCUCUGUCUUCUGGAUAUGCUAGUUUUGACUAUGAAGAUGCAGGCUACCAGACUGCAGAACUUGUAAAAAUGGAUAUUCUACUGAAUGGAAAUAUUGUAGAAGAGCUAGUAACUGUUGUACACAAAGACAAAGCAUACUCUGCUGGCAAAGCCAUAUGUGAACGUCUGAAGGAUUCUCUUCCUAGGCAGCUGUUUGAGAUAGCAAUUCAAGCUGCUCUUGGAAGCAAAAUCAUUGCAAGAGAAACUGUGAAAGCCUAUAGGAAAAAUGUUUUGGCAAAAUGCGCAGAACUGUUGUGAUCUAAGGAAAAAUAAUUAAGCCAAGCUGAAACAAUCAGAAUUUCUCUCUAUAAAUCUGAAGCUUGACCAGGAACACAGAAAGAAAGAAGACAUCUAGAGCUGAGGCAUUUGAAGACAGCACUGCAGGAGAGGAUCAGGUGAGUCCCUGCUUCAGUGAUCUGAGGCUCCUGGUUCUUGUUCUUCUAAAGACUUGUUUUUUCCAACUCUGAUAUCAAUUCUGUGAGUUACCCCAGAAUUAUUCCAAUAAAUUCACUUUUGGUCUCAUUAGUAGACUACAUUUACUUGCAAAUCAAAGAAUCUAAUCGUGUAACCGAAGUUGAGGGUUAAAAAUUUCCCCAGUGUCUUAUUCUUACCUUUUAAACACAAAUUAUCUUAAGAUAAUUUUAAAGUUAAUAAUGCUUUUAGAGUCUAUUUAUAGAUUUCCAUGUUUGUGUACUUUAUUGCUGGGUAUGGAUCAGGAAUUGCAUGAUACACCUUAUUCUUUCUCCCAACAAUUUUGUCAUCAGAUGAAGAACUUCUGAGUAUGUAUUUCCUCCUUUCUCCUUUCUAUAGAGGGAAGGGAACUCUUGCUCCAUUUCCCAGGAGUGAGCAAUGGUGGAUUAAUCUGGAGCUCUUCUCUGGUCUUACUAUUUCCAAUUCAGAGGGAAGGAGUAGGAAACCCCAUUCUGGCCUCAAGCCCAACCUGCAAUCUCUAAUCCAACUUUACCUUUAAUAAAGCUGAUAUUUUGAUCCCAUUUGGCUCAGUUCUUAGUGUUUUUAUUAACCA
This is a messenger RNA of Kogia breviceps (pygmy sperm whale), 3094 nucleotides long. The record is from RefSeq and is a predicted model, not a curated record. NCBI's taxonomy places the organism in Eukaryota, Metazoa, Chordata, Mammalia, Artiodactyla, Physeteridae.